Molecule: messenger RNA, 1042 nt
Organism: Ochotona curzoniae (black-lipped pika)
Lineage: Eukaryota; Metazoa; Chordata; Mammalia; Lagomorpha; Ochotonidae
Source: the annotation of a RefSeq genome assembly
AUCAAUCCAAUAGUCCUAGCCAUAAUCACCUUUACUCUUGCAACAGGCACUGCCAUCGCCACAUUCAGCUCCCACUGACUAUUAAUUUGAGUUGGCCUAGAAAUAAAUAUACUCUCCAUCAUCCCCAUCCUCACCUACAAAAGCAACCCACGAUCCACAGAAGCCGCAACAAAGUACUUCCUCACUCAAGCCACCGCCUCAAUAAUCCUAAUAAUAGCUAUCCUUCUCAACCUCAUAUAUUCAGGCCACUGAACCAUCCUCAACCCAAACAACCACAUCCCACCCUUUCUCCUAACCAUCGCAUUGACCAUAAAAUUAGGUGUAGCCCCUUUCCACUUUUGACUGCCGGAGGUCGCCCAAGGAGUAAACCUAAAAUCAUCCCUCCUUCUGCUUACAUGACAAAAAAUCGCCCCCCUUUCCAUCCUACACCAAAUCCACAACUCCCUCAACACCCCCCUUCUAACACUCAUAGGACUUCUUUCUAUCAUAAUCGGCGGAUGAGGAGGCUUAAACCAAACCCAACUACGAAAAAUCCUAGCAUACUCAUCAAUUGCACAUAUAGGCUGAAUAACAACUAUCCUAGUGUAUAAUCCAGACAUCAUACUCCUUAACCUCAUCAUCUACAUCACCCUAACAAUCCCCAUAUUUAUGCUUCUCAUCAUUAACUCCAGCACAACAGCACUCUCCCUAGCCCAAACAUGAAAUAAAACACCCCUAAUAACUGCAGCCAUGCUCACCAUUCUAAUAUCCCUAGGAGGCCUACCCCCACUCACCGGCUUUAUGCCCAAGUGAGCCAUCAUCAAUGAACUCACCAAAAACAACAGCAUCAUCCUCCCAACCCUAAUGGCCAUACUAGCCCUCCUAAAUCUUUACUUCUAUAUACGACUAGUUUACUCAACAUCACUAACAAUAUUUCCUACCACAAAUAACAUAAAAAUAAAAUGACAAUUCGAAUUCAAAAAUCAAGCCUACCUCUUAUCACCCCUAAUCACAGUAUCAACCAUAUCCCUCCCUCUUCUACCUCUAUUUAUCUCCUGAUACU